Molecule: messenger RNA, 642 nt
Organism: Phymastichus coffea
Lineage: Eukaryota; Metazoa; Arthropoda; Insecta; Hymenoptera; Eulophidae
Exons: 2
Coding region: 4-642 (212 amino acids)
Source: RefSeq, a predicted model, not a curated record
GAGAUGUCGUGCUUCGGCGGCCAAGACGCGCAAAUCUACCUCAUCGAGCUGACCGUCGAGCGUCUCAGGCUCUCGGCGAGCAAGUACCGCGAGGAUUUCGCCGAUUGUCCGCCUCUGAUCAAGUUCAAGUUCAUCGACUUCCCAGUCUUCGUGGUAAGCCGUCGUGUGGAUCCCAGUGCCGAAGACGUCAACGAACAACAGCAGCGGCCCGAAUCGACAGCCAGCUAUGACGAACUGGAAGGCAUCGUCUACGCGUGUGGCAAGUCGUGUCUAUUCGUGCGCAAGCCGCGCGAUCUCGUGGCAGCGAUGAAGCAGCAGCCGAUCAAGCUCGGUGUCUUCCGAGGCGAGGAGACAUUCCCGAUCGCCGAGACCUCGCUGCCACUGUCGGGCUGUCUCUGUGAUCAAGUUGCCAUGUCGACUAAUGACGAGCAGCAUCGAGCGCCUCCUUAUGAGCUCGCUGGAUGCUACGAUCUGUGCGAUCCCGGACGAAAUCCUGCGGGGACCAUUAAAAUUCAUGUGAGGCUGACAUUUUUCGGGCCGUACAUCAUCUCGGACUAUCAGUUGAACGAGGACGGCUGCACUUUCAAUAACGAGUACAAUGGUACGCUGCGAGUGACUGAGAUGUCGGAGAAGAGCGCAUAA